GAGUCGCAUUCUGUUUUCUUUUCGAUUGAUAUCGUUCAAGUCUUAUCUUUCCAAAAGGGAAAUAUGCCAGAGAAUGGAAGGCACUCGCGACUGCUUUCGACGUCUUCUACUGUUAGUGAAUCCGGUGUGGGACUCGAUAACAUUGCCAAUGCGAAGUCUUCAAUGAUUGAAAUUCCUCACAUUGCCUCCAGAACCAUUCCUGGCAUACUCAGUAAACACAACAAGAAGGCCUUGGACUGGGGUCCCCAUGGGCUUCUGGCUUAUGGUUGUAACUUUGUGGUGGUGAUCGUCGAUCCGGCUGCCGUUCAACACAUUCAAUGCCUCAACAAGCACAAAGCCGCUGUUACUCGAGUGAAAUGGCAGAACAAUCGGAAAUGCACAUCGUUGACGAAUCCGAGCAGAAUGCUGCUUGCUUCCUGCGACUCCUUAGGCAACAUUUUGGUGUGGGAUGCCCAUUCGAUCUCUCCCGUGAUGGCCAUGCAAGAUGGAAACAAACCUAUAUUAGCUCUGGAGUGGGUCCCACAUUUUGAUGAGACUGAGAAUCUAAUUGCUGCUUUGCAUCCUCCGUACUCCGUCGUUGUAUGGGAUGCCUUAUCGGGAAACAAAAUCUGGAAGAAAUCUUAUACGGAGCAAUUGAUCGGGAUGGAUUUUGACCCUUUUUCGGCUGCACGGCUGGCUUCUAGACCUGGUGUAGUGCUGCAUCGUGACCACUGCGGCGGAGAUAAAAACACUAAAGUUUGGUGCUCCAAGGCAGGCCAAGGACAAGAGAGAGAGGAAUACAUUAAAAAUCCUGCUGGGCAACCUAGAGACUCUCAGGAAGAAAUAGACAAGUGGGAAAAAGUGAAACAAGAAACUGAAUUGUUGCUCCAAGAAAAUUGGAUUGCUGAUCUAAGAAACAAAAUUGAAGAAGAAAAUUCAGCAGAAGCAGAUUCAAAGAUUGAAAGAAAGCUAGAAAAAUUGAGAGAAGAGAGUGAGCAUAGUGACAACUUCAAGGCAACACUCAAUAGACAAAUUGAAAAAGCUCAAGCCAUAUUACAACCAGCAUUCAAUGAUGAAAACCUGGAUGCUGAAAGUGAAGAAGAAAUGAGGAACUUAUUUGUGGCGCGAGAAAGACUGGAUGAGUUGAUAUUUGUUGCAAAACUUGAAAUGGAGCAACUCAAUGAAUCGGCGAUUGUGAAAACAAGAGAGAAGGAAAUUGUGCAAGCUUGCGGAAAAGGUGAAAAACGCGGAGAAACAGAAAGAGGUGCAGCUCGCGAAAUCCAGCCCCAUGAACUCUUGAAAAUGGCUGAGAGGAACUUUGGGAACUGUGAAAGUGAGCCCCAUCUGGAUGGAAGCAGUGAUGGAACAGUUAAAGCUUUAGCCAGAGCAUUGGGAGAUGUUGCCCUGCGUCCACAAAUUGAGAUUCAGCGAUUUGAAGGUGACACUACCGAGUUUCAACCCUUUCUGCAAAUGCUUCAAGAAUUGACCCAGACAAUCAAUUCCGACAUACAAAGGUUCGUGCUGCUCAAAAGUUAUCUACGCGGUGAACCCCUGACCCUGAUAUCAAACAUCAACAUGGAUAAUGGAGCUUAUAAAAUGGCACUCUCAAUCUUGAAAGAAGAAUAUGGGUCUCCUCAUAAAAUUAUCAGGGAUCUGACUGGAAGAUUGAAAGAAGUACCCACAGUAAAAAUGAAUGCUGCUAAGGAACUGAGGGAUUUAUCAAACAGGAUUGAUUCAAUUGCAAGAACUUUGAGGGAAAAUGGAAUGAGGGCUGAUUUGGAAAGUAUUCUUCUUAUGGACCUAGUCAAGACAAAAAUUCCAAUGCCAUUGCAAACAAAAUGGAACCAAAUGCAAAGGGAAAAUAGAACCCCAAGGGCACCAAGUACACUGGAAUCAUUUGCAAUGUUCCUGAGAUACAUUCUAAUGGACUGGAGGGAAUCAGUGAAUGAGCCAGAGAAGGAGAAAAAGCAAUCAGCUCCUACUAACAAAGAAUUUCGCACCAAUCAAGCUAAGAGAGGGCAAAAGAGAGAAGAUGCUAAUUUUGUGAAGUAA
This is a messenger RNA of Notodromas monacha, 2031 nucleotides long. The record is from the annotation of a GenBank genome assembly. Lineage: Eukaryota; Metazoa; Arthropoda; Ostracoda; Podocopida; Cyprididae.